AUGAGCGUGGAACAUCUUCCGCGGAAAGAGGUUAACGUGCUGAAGGGUCACGAGGGUGCCGUGUUGGCCGCGAGGUUCAACGGCGACGGCAAUUAUUGUCUGAGUUGCGGCAAAGACCGUACCAUACGCCUCUGGAAUCCCCACCGUGGUAUACAUAUCAAGACCUAUAAAUCCCACGGCCGUGAAGUCCGCGAUGUCCACGUCACAUCGGACAAUUCUAAGUUAUGUUCCUGCGGUGGAGAUCGACAGAUAUUUUAUUGGGAUGUUGCAACUGGACGUGUAAUUAGGAAAUUUCGUGGCCAUGAUGGUGAGGUAAAUGGCGUCAAAUUCAAUGAGUAUUCAUCUGUUGUAGUCUCAGCAGGCUAUGAUCAAUCCUUACGUGCUUGGGACUGCAGAUCCCACAGCACUGAGCCGAUUCAGAUUAUUGACACAUUUGCAGAUAGUGUGAUGUCUAUUUGUUUAACAAAAACUGAAAUUAUUGGAGGAAGUGUUGAUGGAACUGUUCGAACAUUUGACAUUCGUAUUGGCAGCGAAAUUUCCGAUAACUUGGGGCAACCUGUCAACUGUGUAUCAAUGUCAAAUGAUGGUAACUGCAUUCUAGCCGGUUGUUUAGACUCUACUCUGCGUCUUUUGGACAGGUCCACAGGUGAACUGUUACAAGAAUAUAAAGGACACACUAAUAAGUCUUUCAAAUUGGAUUGCUGCCUUACCAAUACGGAUGCUCAUGUAACUGGUGGCUCCGAGGAUGGCUUCAUUUAUUUCUGGGAUCUUGUAGAUGCAUCUGUCGUUUCUAAGUUCAGGGCUCAUAACUCAGUGGUAACGAGUGUUAGUUAUCACCCAAAGGAAAACUGCAUGGUAACAUCUUCCGUGGAUGGCACCAUUCGAGUAUGGAAAACAUAA
Molecule: messenger RNA, 900 nt
Organism: Sphenostylis stenocarpa
Lineage: Eukaryota; Viridiplantae; Streptophyta; Magnoliopsida; Fabales; Fabaceae
Source: the annotation of a GenBank genome assembly